Molecule: messenger RNA, 573 nt
Organism: Anopheles merus
Lineage: Eukaryota; Metazoa; Arthropoda; Insecta; Diptera; Culicidae
Exons: 2
Coding region: 1-573 (190 amino acids)
Source: RefSeq, a predicted model, not a curated record
AUGCAAAGCGCCAUAGUAGCGCUGCUAAGCGUCCUGGUGUUCUGCUGCUACAGCGUGCAACCAUGCAACGGGCUGCUGAAGAUAAUUCUGGACUUUGAUCGUUGGGAAUUGGCAGGUGGACAGGAUAUUGUCAGCAUGGAAUCGAUUCGUGUGAGGAAGUACAACCGUACAGUAUCUGUGCUCAAUGGAACAGGAAGGCUACUCGUUGAUCUGGAUGAUAAGUAUGAGUAUGGAUUUAGCUUUGCCCGCAGUGCCCUGGGAAACAACCAGUUCAAUGCGUACCCGAUGAAGAUACCCUCACGCCCCAUGUGCCAGUUUCUCAAUACGUACUACCGCGAGUAUCAGCAUAUGUUUCUGAAGUACACCAAUCUUCCGUCCGUACCGGAGGAGGGCCUGUGCCCGUUUCCGAAAGGCACGUACUGGGCAAAGGAUGCAUACGUUGACUCGUCCGUCGUACCGCAAGCCGUGCCGGAGGGGUUUUGGCGGGUACGUCCCGAGCUACGGUUGGUGGAGACGGGAGAGGCGGUCGCAACUGGAUCGUUCUACUUUAGAAUAACCAAGGAGUGGUAUUAG